AUGCACGCCCCUCCCCGAGGCCUGGUGUACGCAAUUUACUACACGGCUCUUGCAGUAAUCGCGGUUCCAGUUAAUGUAGUGGCCAUUGUGAUCCUGUCUCGAGGAAACUGCGGCCUGUCCAGAUGUAUCAGCCGGUACCUCGUGUCUAUGGCGGCGACGGAUCUUCUGGUAAUUAUCACCGCCGUGAUAUUAAACCGGAUUCCAGCUAUUUACUUUCCCGGUAGUGUCCUUUCCAUCACUCCCGUGUGCAGUUUGAGCAUUGCGUUAAUUUACGCUGCCAGGGACAGUUCGGUUUGGUUAACGGUCACGUUCACCUUUGACCGAUAUGUCGCCAUCUGCUGGCAGAAACUCAAAGCAAAGUAUUGCACCCACGGAACCGCAGGCAUUGUUGUCUCUGUUGUCUGCACUUUGGGCUGUGUGAUCAACAUUCCCUGGUACUUUUUGCACGAACCAAUGUACCUCAUUGACAAUGUGCCCUGGUAUUGCAAACAGAAGGACGAUCGAUAUUCUUUUAUCCUCUGGACAAUAUUUGAUUGGACCGAUCGCGUUCUGACUCCUUGUCUCCCGUUCCUGCUUAUUCUCUCGUUCAACGCUCUAACUGUCAGAUACAUUUUGGCGGCCAGUCGGGCCCGUAAGAGACUCCGUAGUUGCCCCACGGGAGAGAAACAGAGUGACCCGGAGAUGGAAAGCCGGAGAAAGUCCAUUCUCCUGCUGUUUGCAAUCUCGGGAUGUUUCAUCCUUCUGUGGACUCCAUAUGUUAUCCACUUCCUAAUUCAGCGAUUUCAAGUUGGUUAUACAAUCAAUGGCUACAGCGACCCCAGAUUCAUCCUGAUGGAAAUUGCCAAUAUGCUUCAGAUGUUGAGUUGCUGCACAAACACGUUUAUCUACGCAGUGACUCAAAACAAAUUUCGGAAAGAGUUGAAGGACCUGAUGAAAUGUAUGCGAAACAUGUAA
Messenger RNA from Hypanus sabinus (Atlantic stingray), 954 nucleotides. Its product is annotated as probable G-protein coupled receptor 139. The transcript is spliced from 2 exons. The coding region runs from base 1 to 954 and encodes 317 amino acids. Gene Ontology annotation, molecular function: G protein-coupled receptor activity. The record is from RefSeq and is a predicted model, not a curated record. Gene Ontology annotation, cellular component: membrane. Gene Ontology annotation, biological process: G protein-coupled receptor signaling pathway. Lineage: Eukaryota; Metazoa; Chordata; Chondrichthyes; Myliobatiformes; Dasyatidae.